GCUCAGGACGGAGGAUGAGACUGCGUCACAGCGCGAACGGUGAACACAGCGCCCGAAUGUCCCCGCCCAGUCUCCUCCCUCUCAUAACAUGUCCCCGCCUAGUCUCCUCCCUCUCACGCCUCUUCCCGCCCAGUCACUUUCCCACCCUCAUCUCAACGAUCCCGCCCAAUCUCCUCUCGCAUACUCGCGCGUCCCCGCCCAGUCUCCUGCUCCGGGCGCGUCCCCUGACUGUCCGGAGACGAGUCUAGCGCUCGUGCACUGGAAGCUGCAGUGUGGGAGAAUAGGAGGCGGGGCGGUGAGUGAGGACAAAGAAGUAGCAGGAUUCUUACUCAUAAUAUUAGAAGACGUCGUGAAAAGGGACAAUGUUCUCUAACAAGCCAACUAGAGACGUCAAUUUCUUCUUACACCUCUAGAGCAUUCACAAAAAAUUCUCAUGUUCUGGAUAGAAGAAACAUUCAACAACUAAUUUGAUUCUCAUCUCGUACAUGAUGAGCCUCAAAGGAGAGAGAACCCAUCUGUGCUCUGAGUGCGACAAAAGCUUUAAUCGUUAUUCAGAGCUUCUCACACAUCACAAGAGCCACACAGGAGAGAAACCAUUUACAUGCUCUGAGUGCAGCGAACAUUUUUUCAGUAAAUCACAUCUUGAGAGACAUUGGAGGAGUCACACAGGAGAGAAACCAUUUAAAUGCUCUGAGUGCAGCAAAUCUUUCACCCGUAAUUCAAAUCUUGAAAGACAUUGGAAGAGUCACACAGGAGAAAAACCAUUUAAAUGCUCUGAAUGCAGCAAGUGUCUUACCUCCAAGCGACAACUUGUUUUCCAUCAGAGACUUCACACAGGAGAAAAACCAUUUCAGUGCUCUGAAUGUAGCAAGUGUUUUAUCGCCAAGCGACAACUUGUUAAACAUCAGACAAUUCACACAGGCUCUGACUCUAGCAAGUGUUUUCCCCAAAAGUUAUCUCUUGUCAUUCAUCAGAGGAACCACACCGGAGAGAAACCUUAUAAAUGUUCGGAAUGCAGCAAGUGUCUUUCCUCCAAGCAACAACUUGUUAUACACAAGAGGCUUCACACAGGAGAAAAGCCAUUUAAAUGCCCUGAAUGUAUCAAGUAUUAUAUAGAUCAGUCAAGUCUUCUUAGACAUCAAAAGAUUCACACAGGAGCGAAACCAUUUAAAUGUUCUGAGUGCAGCAAAUGUUAUGUCUAUAAGGGAGAUCUUGUUAUACAUCAGAGGAUUCACACAGGAGUGAAUCCAUAUAAAUGUUUAGAAUGCAACAAGUGUUUUUACCAUAAAUCACAACUUGUCGGUCAUCAUAUGGUUCACACAGGAGAGAAACCAUUUAAAUGUUCUGAAUGCAGCAAAUGUUUUUACAAAAAUUCGCAACUUGUUAUACAUCUGAGGAUUCACACAGGAGAGAAACCAUUUACCUGCUCCGAAUGCAGCAAUUGUUUUAAAGAUUUGUCAAGUCUUCGUAAACAUCAGAGGAGUCACACAGGAGAGAAACCAUAUAUCUGCACUGAAUGCAGCAAGAGUUUUACACAUUGUUCAGGUCUUUGCAAACAUCAGAGGAGUCACACAGGAGAGAAACCAUUUACAUGUUCUGAAUGUAGCAAAUGUUUUUCCCGUAAGUCAUCUCUUGUUAGACAUCAGAGGAGCCACACAGGAGAGAAGCCAUAUAAAUGUCCGGAAUGUGGCAAGUGUUUUACCGCCAACCGACAACUUGUUAUACAUGAGAGGAGUCACACAGGAGAGAAACCAUUUAAAUGCUCUGAAUGUAGCAAGUGUUUUAUCUCCAAGCGACGACUUGUUUUACAUGAGAGGAUUCACACAGGAGAGAAACCGUAUAAAUGUUCAGAAUGCAGCAAGUGUUUUACUUCCAAGCCACAACUUGUUAUACAUCAUAGGAUUCACACAGGAGAGAAACCAUAUAAAUGCUCUGAAUGUAGCAAGUGUUUUAUCUCCAAGCGACGACUUGUUUUACAUCAGAGGAUUCACACAGGAGGGAAACCAUAUAAAUGUUCAGAAUGCAGCAAGUGUUUUACUUCCAAGUCACAACUUGUUAUACAUCAGAGGAUUCACACAGGAGAGAAACCAUUUAAAUGCUCUGAAUGUAGCAAGUGUUUUACCUCCAAGCAACAACUUGUUUUACAUCAGAGGAUUCACACAGGAGAGAAACCGUAUAAAUGUUCAGAAUGCAGCAAGUGUUUUACUUCCAAGUCACAACUUGUUAUACAUCAGAGGAUUCACACAGGAGAGAAACCAUUUAAAUGUUCUGAAUGCAUCAAAUGUUUUACCUACAAGCCACAACUUGUUAUACAUCGGAGGAUUCACACAGGAGAAAAAACAUUUAUAUGCUUUGAAUGCAGAAAAUGUUUUACAGAUGGCUCAAGUCUUCGUAAACAUCAGAAGAUUCACACCGGAGAUAAACAAUUUACAUGUUCUGAAUGUAGCAAAUGUUUUCCCCGUAAGUCAUCUCUUGUUAUACAUCAGAGGAGCCACGCAGGAGUGAAAUCAUAUAAAUGUUUUGAAUGCAGCAAAUGUUUUACCUCCAAGCGACAGCAUGUUACACAUAUGAGGAUUCACACAGGAGAAAAAAAUAUAUAAAUGCUCCAAAAGUAGCAAUUGUUAUACAGAAACAUAAAAAGAUUCACACAGAAGAAACCAUUUACGUGUUCUGAAUGCAUAGUGCUUUACUAGUAAGAAAAAAAUCAUAAAUUACCUUUUAUCACUACAAUAUCCAUACAAGGGAGCCAAUAUAAAUUUUCUGAAAUGUGGCAUGUUUUCUAUAAAUCGGUAUCGAUAAAGACAGGAGAGGAUGAAUUUUGUUUCCUUUAUACAGCUAUUGUUAAUGUCAUGUUAUAAUAUGCCUAGUUAUUUGAUGUAUUGGGUUGUUUUGUUUUAUUUUGGGCAGUGCUACAGUUACAAGGAUAUUGAUUGUGUUAUAUUUAUUCUGUAAUGGCACCACUCAAAGACUCAGCAGAUAAAGCACCUUGAGCCCUAUUGAAGAAAGAGCGCUAUAUAAAUAAAAUUAUUGUUAUUAUUAUUAUUGUAAA
Messenger RNA from Pseudophryne corroboree (corroboree frog), 3049 nucleotides. RefSeq names its product zinc finger protein 260-like. Gene Ontology annotation, molecular function: DNA-binding transcription factor activity, RNA polymerase II-specific; RNA polymerase II cis-regulatory region sequence-specific DNA binding. The record is from RefSeq and is a predicted model, not a curated record. The coding region runs from base 486 to 2600 and encodes 704 amino acids. The transcript has 2 exons. Gene Ontology annotation, biological process: regulation of DNA-templated transcription. NCBI's taxonomy places the organism in Eukaryota, Metazoa, Chordata, Amphibia, Anura, Myobatrachidae.